This is a messenger RNA of Fusarium graminearum PH-1, 2306 nucleotides long. RefSeq lists its product as uncharacterized. Gene Ontology annotation, cellular component: cytosol; preribosome, small subunit precursor. The record is from RefSeq and is a predicted model, not a curated record. Lineage: Eukaryota; Fungi; Ascomycota; Sordariomycetes; Hypocreales; Nectriaceae. The coding region runs from base 1 to 1647 and encodes 548 amino acids. Gene Ontology annotation, biological process: maturation of SSU-rRNA. The transcript is spliced from 2 exons. Gene Ontology annotation, molecular function: ATP binding; protein serine/threonine kinase activity.
AUGGAUCCCGCCGCUCCGCACCAGCCGCCCUACACCUACACGGCGAAUCAGGGCUAUGAACAGACCGAAGAGAUACCCCGCGAGCUACAGGCCCAACGAGACGAUGGCGCUGCCCUCGAGAACCAGGAUGACGAGAACGAUUUCGACGACAUCUUUGACGACAACGACUUUGACGACAACGACUGGUCUGCUGAUGCGGGUGACUUGACAAAGUCUUACAACAGACAGCGCAACACCAACGAGGGAGCCGCUCUUCGAUCAAACCAGCAAAAGCCUACUGCCAAUACCUUUGCGAGCGUGGACGACCAAGUUUCGGCUCUCUCCAAGCACGCUGCCAAGAUUAGACUCGACUCCGUUAAGCAAGAUGCUAGUGAUUCAAAGGACAAGGACAAGGCCGACCGUGCCACUAGCGACCAGGUUCUUGAUCAGCGCACCCGAAUGAUUCUGCUCCAGAUGAUCAACCGCGGUUUCGUGAGCGAAGUCCACGGUGCCAUCUCCACAGGAAAGGAAGCCAACGUCUAUGGCGCUGUUCUUCUCGACGACAGCACAGGCGAAGCCACCCAGAGGGCGAUCAAGGUCUACAAGACGGCUAUUCUGAGCUUCAAGGACAGAGAGCGUUACAUCACGGGCGAGCACCGUUUCAAGAGUGGCUUCGACAAGGGUAACAACCGCAAGAUGGUUAAACUCUGGGCCGAGAAGGAAUUCCGAAACUUAAGGAGGAUCUACAACUCUGGUAUUCCCUGCCCUGAGCCUAUCAGCCUUAAGCUUCACGUCCUGGUCAUGGGCUUCCUCGGUGACCGCAAGGGCUGGGCGUACCCUCGCCUCCGUGACGCUACCCUGACGGGAGAUGACAUUGAUCAGCAGUGGCACAAGCUUUACAUCCAGCUUCUUGGCAUCAUGCGCAAAAUCUACCAGGUCUGCCGUCUUGUCCACGCCGAUCUGAGCGAGUACAAUAUUCUAUACCACAAGGGGAAGCUGUACAUCAUUGAUGUGUCGCAGAGCGUGGAGCCGGACCACCCCCGCUCGUUGGAGUUCCUCCGUAUGGAUAUCAAGAACGUCGGCGACUUUUUCCGCCGCAAGGGCGUUGAUACGUUGGCCGACCGCGCCAUCUUCAACUUCAUCACUGCUCCCGAGGGCCCCGUGGAGGAGCCCGAGAUGGAAAAGGCCAUCGAUGUUCUUUACGAGAACCGCGCUGAUGUCACAGGCGAGGACAACGCUGCUCAGGAGGAGGUUGACAAUGAAGUUUUCAGAAACCAGUACAUUCCUCAAACAUUAGAGCAGGUCUACGACAUUGAGAAGGAUGCUCAAAGGGUUGGCCAAGGUCAGGGUAACGAUCUUGUCUACAGUAAUCUGCUGCCAGAUCAGGUCAUUGCGCCCAAGAAGACCGAGGGCGAAAAGGGCGAUGAUGACAAAGAGCAAGGUUCCACAUCUGAUUCAGACGAGGGUGCAUCUCUCUCUGAUGACGACUCGCACGAUGAGGCCGACUUUGAGAAGGGCACUCCUCGCGGCCGUCGCUUCGAAGAUAAGGACGAGAAGAAGGCCCACAAGCAAGCCGUCAAGGAAGCCAAGCGUGAGAAGCGCAAGGAAAAGAUGCCUAAACAUCUCAAGAAGAAGAUCGUCGCUACCUCAUCCCGCCGCAAGAAAUAAGCAACCCAAGACAACCUCUACACCUCUUGCCGCGCCUGCGUAAGGGCCCCAACAAGCCAGGCCAUAGCUCCCAAGCUCCCGUAAAAACUUGACGAGCCUCAUCCGGGGAAGCUAUCAACCUUGUGCAACCCUCCCAUCCCGUGUUUCUCUCUUGGCAGAGACACUAAAUGGAGGCAAAAAAUAUACAAGUCGUCAGAGCUCUCUUUGAUCAUUCAGUACGCAACAAGCGUUCAGAUCGCACUAAACCGGGAGGUUACACAGACCCUACUAGAGAAAGGGGAAUGUUAAACCGUCCCGGCCGGAGACUUCUCCGCGGCGACGAAUCAAUGUCUUCAUCAUUUGACUUGCAGCUUUUUUGCGCCCGCGGGAAGGGAAAAUGGUUUGCUGUUUAAGCUUUUGUGUUAAUCCCCUUUGAACGAGAAAGGGUUCGGGGCGUUUGGAUCGCCGUUCUGGUUCCUGCGUCUCGACAUAACGGUGGUCUUGUACCAGGAAUGGGAGUGUUUGGGCUGCAAAGUGGAUUGAACACACCAUAAAAAAAGAGACAGGGAAGAAGAAAAAAAAAGAGAAUAAUGACUCGAAAAUUAUGUUGAAACGUCUGAUGAUUUGUCGUUCAGUUAUUCUUACAUCCAGUAAAAAGUCAAGUGCCAUCCCAAGGGCCU